Gossypium arboreum is the source of this 1704-nucleotide messenger RNA. RefSeq lists its product as uncharacterized. Bases 1 to 1704 code for a protein of 567 amino acids. The record is from RefSeq and is a predicted model, not a curated record. The transcript is spliced from 5 exons. Lineage: Eukaryota; Viridiplantae; Streptophyta; Magnoliopsida; Malvales; Malvaceae.
AUGAAGUCGAAAACAAUUGAUUCGUUUUUUAAAAAGAAAAGUACAGAAACUACACAAUUACCUUCAGAAGUGUCACAAAUUGAUGUACCACCUUCAUCAUUUGCUCCUUUAAACUCUGAUGCUCGUCCUUCUAAAAUUUCUAGAGUUGAGGAUAAGGCACUUGAUUUGUCUAACUUAGAACGUGAACCUGGGUUAUGUAAGCAAAUAUAUGAGUAUCCGGUUAAUAUGCGUGAUGAAAUUCGAAGAGCUUAUAUUAAGGUUGUACCUUAUCAACCUAUUCUUUCAGAAUAUCUUGCUUCCAAUUCAAAAAAGCAUCCUCGUUAUUUUCAACCACCAUGGUUUAAACAAUUUUCCUGGUUAGAAUAUUCACCUUCUAAAGAUGUAGUAUUUUGUUUGCCUUGUUUUCUUUUUAAUAGCAAUCCAACUAGUCGUUUUGGAUCAACUGCAUUUACUCAUAAUGGCUUUAGUAAUUGGAAAAAGGUACACGAUGGAUGCAAUUGUGCUUUUUUGACACAUAUGGGAAAAGAUCCAAAUUCACUGUAUAACAAUGCACAACGAGCUUAUGUAGAUUUAAUGAAUCAAGCUCAACAUAUUGAAGUAUCACUUGAUAGACAAACUACACAACAAAUUUCAGCUAAUCCUCUACGUCAUGAUGAAAGCUCAGGAUCAAAAAAUUGUGGGAACUUUCUCGAAUUGUUAUCACUAUUAGCAUCGUAUGAUGAGAAAGUUGAAGAUGUUUUGAAAAGUGCUCCACAAAAUGCUAGUUAUACUUCUUCAACAAUACAAAAAGAGAUAUUGCACAUUUAUGCUAGUAGAGUUCGUAAUGUAAUUCGUGAAGAAAUUGGUGACAGAAAGUUCAGCAUUAUUAUGGAUGAAGAGAGAGACGAGUCAAAAAAAGAGCAAAUGGCAAUUAUUUUGAGAUUUUUUGAUAAACAAAGACAGCUUAGAGAAGUGGUUGAAGUGCAUCAAUUCUUUAAAGACUUGUCUGAUAUUGUUAAUAUUGCUUCGACUUCUUCCAAACGACACAAUGAAUUACAAAAAGCCCAAGCAGCUGAAAUAUCUCAUUUGGUAUCCAUCAAUGAGUUAGCAACUGGAACAGGAAUGAAUCAGAUUGGCACUUUACAAUGUCCUGAUACUCAGUUGCAAGAAUUUAAGAGCAGGUUUAACAAAAAUGUUGUCGAGCUUCUCACUCUUACUACAGCUUUAGAUCCCAAGGAGUUUUUCAAGUUAUUUGAUAUUGAUAAAAUUUGCAUUCUUGUGAACAAGUUCUAUCCAGAAGAAUUUUCUCAACAAGAGAAAGAACGUCUUCCAUAUGAGUUGAAGCAUUAUGAACUUGAUGUAUGUAAGCAUCCUGAUUUGAGAAAAAUAUCAACACUUUCUGAACUUUGCAGAAGUUUAGUUGAAAGUGGAAAGUCAGUCAUGUACCCACUUGUUGACAGAUUUAUUCGUCUUAUAUUGACUCGACUUCGUAGCAAGAUGGAAGAUGAUUUUUUAAGAAGUUCUUUGGUUAUGUACAUUGAGAAAGAAAUUGCAGAAAAAUUUGAUAUCAACGAAAUAAUUGAUGAUUUUAGUUCAGCUUUUGGUUCCGUUGGUUCCUCAUUAUCUGGGACUUCAGCUGAUUACAUCGUGGGAUCUUCUUCUGCUUCGGGGUCCUCACUUUCUUCCACUCAUUGCUGUAGAACAGAUUCUCCAGCUCUUUGGUAG